GAGAUGAGUCUCAAUUGCUCUUUGUGGCCGGAGAAUAGCUUGUCUGUCAAGCGUUUUGCGUUUGCUAAGUUCUCCGAGGUUGGAGGACAGUGCAUCCUCCUGUUCAGCCUCAUCCUGCUCAUGUUCUUGGCAUCGCUGACGGGCAACGCUCUCAUUGCCCUGGCCAUCUGCACCAACCCAGCCCUCCACACUCCCAUGUACUUCUUCCUGGCCAACCUGUCUCUCCUAGAGAUCGGCUACACGUGCUCUGUCGUACCCAAGAUGCUGCAGAGCCUUGUGAGUGAGGCCCGAGGGAUCUCUCGGGAGGGGUGCGCCACCCAGAUGUUUUUCUUCACGUUAUUUGCCAUCAGUGAGUGCUGCCUGUUGGCAGCCAUGGCUUUUGACCGCUAUAUGGCCAUAUGCUCCCCACUCCACUAUGCAACGCGGAUGAGCCGUGGGCUGUGUGCCCAUCUGGCCAUGCUGUCUUGGGGAAUAGGGUGCAUGGUAGGCUUGGGACAGACCAACUAUAUUUUCUCCUUGGACUUCUGUGGUCCCUGUGAGAUAAACCAUUUCUUCUGCGACCUCCCCCCUAUCCUGGCGCUGGCCUGCGGGGACACAUCGCGUAACGAGGCUGCAGUCUUUGUGGUGGCAGUCCUGUGCAUUUCCAGCCCAUUUUUACUCAUCAUUGCUUCCUACGGCAGAAUUCUAGCUGCCGUGCUGGUAAUGCCCUCAACCGAAGGUCGACACAAGGCUCUCUCCACCUGCUCGUCCCACCUUCUUGUUGUGACACUCUUCUACGGCUCAGGAUCUGUCACCUACUUGAGACCCAAGGCUAGCCACUCGCCAGGAGUGGACAAGCUCCUGGCUCUCUUCUACACAGUGGUGACAUCCAUGCUCAACCCAAUCAUCUACAGUCUACGGAACAAGGAAGUCAAGGUGGCUCUGAGGAGAACUCUGGGCAAGAGAAAAGUUCUCACAAUGGAGAGAUAA
This is a messenger RNA of Jaculus jaculus (lesser Egyptian jerboa), 969 nucleotides long. Its product is annotated as olfactory receptor 10C1-like. The transcript has a single exon. Gene Ontology annotation, molecular function: G protein-coupled receptor activity; olfactory receptor activity. Gene Ontology annotation, cellular component: membrane. Gene Ontology annotation, biological process: G protein-coupled receptor signaling pathway. The coding region runs from base 4 to 969 and encodes 321 amino acids. NCBI's taxonomy places the organism in Eukaryota, Metazoa, Chordata, Mammalia, Rodentia, Dipodidae. The record is from RefSeq and is a predicted model, not a curated record.